This is a messenger RNA of Peronospora matthiolae, 426 nucleotides long. Lineage: Eukaryota; Oomycota; Peronosporomycetes; Peronosporales; Peronosporaceae. The record is from the annotation of a GenBank genome assembly.
AUGCGACACAGUGCACUCGCUGGCUCCUUCGCUGCUCUUGCCGGUCUGUUAGGCAAACUCGGUGCGGACAGCGACUCGAGGGCAUUGCGCUUCGUUGAAACGCAGUGUCUAUCCUCGUCUCUAUCCGACUCGUGCGCUCUAUUGAGUUUUACGGCGCGUCUGUUGUGUCUGGCGCUAAUGCUCAGCGCGAAUGGGCUCAUGCUCCGAUGCUUUAUGAAAGGGCUGCACGAGACCGACUCUCUCACGGCCACAGUCACGAGCGCUGCAGUAAAUUUCGUGCUCGCAGCCGCUGGCGGGUCGUUGUUUUUCCAGGAACAUCUGUCAAUGCGCUGGUUCAUCGGAGCUUUCAUGGUGCUAUCAGGAAUAGCGUUGCUACUGUAUGGGGAGAGAAGCGACGACAGACACAAGAAGACCAAGCGGGAAUAG